AUGCAGACCCCUGACUAAAAGAAAAAAAAACCAUAAAUUGCUAAAAUUAGUCUAUAAUCAGAACAAGCUCAACCUGUUCUUAAUCUUUCUGAGAAUGGAUCUCUCAUUCUCAAAGAAUUUCGUCUAAAUGGUUAAGGGCUUAAAGUAACUCACACACAUGACCAAUGGGACUUUUCACUCUCUGAAUCUACUCAUAAUUUAUCGCUUGAAAAUUUAGUAACAGUUGGGCAUUUAGGUCAGGGUGCAUCAGGUCAAGUUGAGAAAGUUUAAGAUUAAGUCACAGGACAAUAUUUCGCAAUGAAAAAAAUUCCCGUCGCCUCCGAUCCCCAAUAUUUGAAACAACUAUCAGACGAAUUAAAACUUGCUCUAGAAUGCAGUUCACCUUAUGUUGUCAAAUGCUAUGGUGCGUUUUACAAAUCUGGAACCUUACACAUAAUUCUUGAGUAUAUGGAUGUCGGAUCAAUCGAUUCUUUGAUAAAGAAAGUGAAAAAUCUGAAUGAACCUGUUAUGGCUUUGCUUUUAUAUCAAAUUCUUUUAGGAAUUGAUUAUUUACACAACAAAAAGAAAAUCAUUCACAGAGACAUUAAACCAUAAAACAUCCUAGUCAACAAGAAGGGCGAGAUCAAGAUCACCGACUUCGGCAUCUCAGGCACAAUAGAAACUAUGCAAUAAAGAAAAACUUAUGUUGGAACUGCAGUUUAUAUGUCACCUGAAAGAUUGAAUGGAGAAAUGUAUGGAAAGGAUUCUGACAUAUGGUCCAUUGGUAUUUUGACUGCAGAAUGUCUGAUGGGCAAACAUCCCAUAUAGAAAACUCAAUUUAUAGAUAUGGUUAAUGAAAUUAGUUCAUUUAACAUUGAGAAUGUUCAAGCAAAGAUUUCAGCAGAAAUGAAAAACUUCAUAUCAAUGUGGUAAUCAUAUUUAUUAAUUUCAAGCGUAAAAUUGAAACCAGAGGAGAGAGCAACAGUUGAUUAAUUGUUAAAUCAUAAAAUCAUUCUAAGAACUAAAAAAAUUGAUAAGAUGGUUUUCUUAUAAUGGCUGAAUUAAGUGACAUAAUUAUGA
This is a messenger RNA of Paramecium tetraurelia, 1059 nucleotides long. RefSeq lists its product as uncharacterized. Gene Ontology annotation, biological process: protein phosphorylation; MAPK cascade. The record is from RefSeq and is a predicted model, not a curated record. Gene Ontology annotation, molecular function: MAP kinase kinase activity; ATP binding. The transcript has 4 exons. Lineage: Eukaryota; Ciliophora; Oligohymenophorea; Peniculida; Parameciidae.